ACCUUUUGCUAUCCACUUUUUAUACAGCUGAGGAACUCUGCUACCUUGUCAUGCAAACCAGAGUGAUUUCAGGAUGCCUGGUCUAGCUAAGCAUGGCAAUGAGGACAAGCACUCCUCUUCAAAGAAAGAAGAUUGUGAUCUGGAAAAGACAAUGGACAAGAUUGUUGAGGAUUCUAAGUCUGCUUUGGCCACCUUUCUACAGGAUGUCCAUGGAUCUUCUCCCAUGAAGCAGAUUCUCAUUGGAACUGGCACUGGAUGUGCAUCAGGGUACAUGGUGAUGCGCAUGGGGAAGCUUGCAGCCUUUGCCAUCGGCGGGACAACCCUUGUGCUGCUGGUUGCAUCACAGAAAGGGUACAUCCAUGUCAAUUGGAAGCAGGUCACAGAUGCAGUGUCGGACACUAUUCGCAAUGGAGCCACCAGCAUUCCCCGCGAGACCACCAUCACCCGCAAGAUAACGAAGUUUGCGGGAGAGAACAUGCUGCUUACAGUGGGUUUUUUGGGUGGGUUCUUCCUUGGAAUGUCAUUCUCCUAAAACUGUCAACAUUCAGUUGUUUCCCUUCCUUUGCACCACCCCUCAUUCACACGACGACAGAGGAACCAAGUCUUCUAGUCAUACAUUUGGAUCUUCCUGGUUUUUGAACAUUUCAUCCUUGGUAGUCUGUGUUUUUCAAAUAAACUUGCAUGCUGAUGGACAUCAA
Molecule: messenger RNA, 698 nt
Organism: Darwinula stevensoni
Lineage: Eukaryota; Metazoa; Arthropoda; Ostracoda; Podocopida; Darwinulidae
Source: the annotation of a GenBank genome assembly